UGAGGUGUUGUGUUAGCAGAGUGGGUCCAGCAAAGGGAGGGGGCGCUGAGAGCGGGGUGUAUGAGCAGGCUGAGACACACACACACCUUCCUACUGACUCAGGCCCAAACACAUGCCCAGCUCCAGUCCUGUCUUCAGCCCCAAACCCUGCCAGCACAGGGCCCUGCCCAGCCCAGGUCCCAAACCUCCCUACAGAACCAGUCCCAGUGGGGAGGCUGUGCUCUGGUCCUGCUGGUUGAGCUAAUGGAUCUCCAGGAGGCCCAGGUCUCUGCAGUGCUGUCAACUCUACUGGACAGGGGUGAACAGUGCCUGCUGUCCCUGAUAGAAGAGCAUGAGUCUGAACUCAGAGAGCCUCGACUCUCCUGCUUGCUAACACUCCUCACCUCUAACUCCUGCCUGACCUCGGACCCCAACACACUACUGACUGUUGUUGACCCCUGCCUGGGGCCUUCUGACUCAAUCUCAGUCCAGAACAUCUCCUCAGCCUCCCCGCCCACAGACCUGACCAGAGGUGACCCAGAACACCAACACACAGGGGACCUCUGCACAGGCUGUGGGACGGCCCUGGCCCCGGAGGACCUGCCCUAUCUGGAGAUCCUGUGUGUUUCAGACACCAUACACUCCCUCGACACACACCACACACCCUCUGCCUCCAAUGGAUUCUCUGCAGAGCGAGAGGUGUGUGAGGGACAAGAGGCGAGGGAGGGCAGCCACAGAAAGACUCCUCAGAGCUAUGAGAAGCAGGGUUCUCUCAUCACUCUGGCCUGGAGCAAACCACCGGAUGGAGACACUGAGCAGCAGACAGGAACAAUCAUGUCUACUGCAACAGAGCAACAAGAGGAAGUGGGUGAGGUGAGUGUGCACUGUGACACACACAACACCCCCGGGUACACACCCUAUGACGCACCUGGACACAUACACUACAACGACACAACCAGAGACACAGACAAGGUGAAGGUGUUGGACUCGUCUCUGUUCCAGUACAGCUCUGAGGUUGAACAGCUCUUACCGCCUUCAGAUCAGCACCCCAUCACAGGCCAGGAGUUGGUGAUGGAGCAGUCAGAGAAGACAGAAACACUUUCUAAUGUGCCCACACACACCCCUAUCACACACACUGAGGAGCCUCCAACAUGGGGCAGAGCCCAGCAGGAGGCUGAGAAAAGGCACGGAAGUCCACCUGUCGAUGAGGAACAUACUGAUGACCUCACUGCUUUGGGAGCCAAUGGAAGUGCUUACCUGCGCUCUUUGGGAGGGGAGAGGGAGGACAUGACAGACCUCUGGGCCCUGAGUAGACCUGCACCCCUUAAAUCAGCCCAGGAGACCCUCAACACCCCACACACUACUCUAGAGGGAGACAGAUCGAUGGAGGGAGAGAAAACAUUGGGGAGUGUGAUGGAGAGAGAGAGGACAUUGGAGCCAGUCUCUAUGAUGGAGAGAGAAAACAAUGCGCAGCUUGGUGGACCUGCAGAGGAAGGUGGAGCAGAAACAACAGCGAGACAGAGAGAGACAAUUACUGAGGGUCCAGGAGCGGCUGUCAAUCAUUCAGAACAAGAAGUCCCAGGAAGACCUGAUGGGCCUCAGACAGACUGACAGACUCCGACACCUCACACAUAACCUGCCCCAGGCGGAUAAGAGCCAGCAGAAGACAGUGGUCAGAGAAAGACUGGAGCAGCUGAGGAGAGAACGCUCCUAUGUCAUGCAGUCCAAACGAGACAGGAAUACAGCAGGCUUCAAGGAGCUGCUGGGUCCAGUGAGACUCCACAGUGCAGAGACAGACGACCCUCUGACUCACUCAGGCUAGCCACCAGCGCAAGCUAAUUAUGCUAUUACUACACAGCUGUCUCACUAGAAAUCUGCUGGUAUUUGCUGGUUCAAGUCCCGCCCCGGCUGAUCCCCCCUCAAUCUGUCAGUCACUACACUACUACCCACCCUGUUUACAAGCCACAUUAGCCAUUUCUGGCUUCUUCUGUCAUUGGCUAAUACUGUAGCCUGAUAAGUGGAUGAACACAAAAACAGAGCUGAUGGUG
Messenger RNA from Oncorhynchus masou masou (cherry salmon), 2027 nucleotides. RefSeq lists its product as uncharacterized. Lineage: Eukaryota; Metazoa; Chordata; Actinopteri; Salmoniformes; Salmonidae. The transcript has 8 exons. The coding region runs from base 61 to 1590 and encodes 509 amino acids. The record is from RefSeq and is a predicted model, not a curated record.